UACUACAGUCAUGGAAUUGAUGAUCUCCGCCAUCUAUGGAGCCAUAGCCUUCACUUUCCUUCUCUGCAGCUACCUUCUCCGGUCAAGCUCCGUCACUCCAAAGAAAUCCCCACCCGCUGCAGGCGGCGCACGGCCCUUCAUAGGCCACCUCCACCUCAUGGGCGGCGCCGGGGGCUCGCUCCCCCACUUCAACCUAUCGGCCCUCGCAGACAAAUACGGGCCCAUCUUCACCAUCCGCCUCGGCAUCCGGCGAGCCGUGAUAGUGAGCAGCGCCCAGCUCGCCAAGGAACUGUACACUGCGUGUGACGUGGCGAUCUCGUCGCGCCCGAACCUAAAGUCGGCCAUCUACUUGAGCUACGACUUCGCCAUGUUCGGCUUCACUCCAUACGGCGCAUACUGGCGCGAGAUACGCAAGCUGACGGCUAUGGAGCUUCUCUCGAGCCGCAGAAUCGAGCUGCUCAAGGAAGUACGCGGCUCCGAAAUCGACAAAUCCAUCAACGAGCUAUACAAGCAAACCACCAUGGCCGCUGAGAAGAGAGUGGUGGUGGAGAUGAAGGAGUGGUUCGGGAACUUGAACUUGAACGUGGUCCUCAUGAUGGUCGCCGGGAAGAGGUACUCCGGCGGCGGAGAUGACGCGGAGGAGACGCGGCGGUGGAGGGCGGUGAUGCGGGAUUUCUUCCAUUUCAUUACGAUGGUUGUGCCCGCCGAUGCCAUGCCUUAUCUCGGGUGGCUGGAUUUAGGCGGGCAUGAGAAGAAAAUGAAGGAGACUGCUAAAGAAUUGGAUAGAACAAUCGGAGGGUGGCUGGCGGAGCACCGGGAGAAGAAAAACUCCGGCGACGACGAAAGUAAGCCGCAGGACUUCAUGGAUGUGAUGUUGUCGGUUGUGAAAAGUGCAAACUUUCAAGGUGAAUACGAUGCCGAUACCAUCAUUAAAGCUACUUGUGGGACUAUGAUCAUCGGUGGGAGCGACCCAACUACAGUGAUGUUAGUAUGGGCACUCAGCCUCCUACUGAACAAUCGUCGUACCCUGAAAAAAGUUCAAGAAGAAUUGGACGAGCAAGUGGGGAGAGAAAGGCGAGUAAAAGAAUCCGACAUCAACAAUUUGGUUUAUCUCCAAGCCGUAGCUAAAGAAACUUUACGAUUAUACCCCGCGAGCCCCUUAGGCGGGGUCCGCGAGUUUGGCGAAGACACUAGUGUUGGAGGCUAUCAUGUCCCGAAAGGCACGUGGCUCAUGAUAAACUUGUGGAAGAUGCAGCGCGAUCCUCGCGUGUGGGGGGACGAUGCGGUGGAGUUCAGGCCCGAGAGGUUUUUGGAAACGCACAAGAUUUGGGAUAUGAGGGGCAAAGAUUUCGAGUUUAUCCCGUUUGGUGCUGGUCGGAGGAUUUGCCCCGGGACGAACUUCGGCCUGCAUAUGUUGCAUUUGGUGUUGGCUAACUUCUUGCAGGCGUUCGAUGUUACGACAGUGUCGGAUCAAGCGGUUGAUAUGACUGAAAGUGCUGGAUUGACAAACCUCAAAGCCACACCACUUGAUGUUGUUGUUGCCCCGAGGCUUCCUUCUUAUUUAUACUAGCUAGGCACAUCGAGUAUUAUGUUUGUUGCUCAUCCACACACAAAUUUACGGAUUAAAUAUCAAGGUAGCACACAAACAUAAAUUAAAAUAGUACAUAAUAACUUAAAAAUAUAUAAUGUAAUUGAUGAUGCUAAUUACUUAGAUCAUCUGGAGUAGGGUAGAAAACGAGCUAGGAGAUCAAAGCGGAUCAGUAGCUUAGCAAUUUGAUGAUCAUGAGGUCCCUGCGAAAUGAGCACACGUGAACUAAGCCAGGGGUUGAUCCGGCGGAAACCCCUUCGAUGCUCAAGUCAGAUAUACGGAUUGUGGAGAUGGUAGAGAGAAUAAAACUCUAGAUUGCUUGUGAAUAAUAGAACGUACA
This is a messenger RNA of Erythranthe guttata (spotted monkey flower), 1928 nucleotides long. The record is from RefSeq and is a predicted model, not a curated record. NCBI's taxonomy places the organism in Eukaryota, Viridiplantae, Streptophyta, Magnoliopsida, Lamiales, Phrymaceae.